Molecule: messenger RNA, 435 nt
Organism: Salvelinus sp. IW2-2015
Lineage: Eukaryota; Metazoa; Chordata; Actinopteri; Salmoniformes; Salmonidae
Source: RefSeq, a predicted model, not a curated record
AUGAUCUCUCUUCAGAGGCACGAAGUAGGGCUACAGAUCCCUAAUGAGGGGAGCCUGGUGUUGGUUAUAGCUCUGAUCGGGCUGCAGGGUGUGACUGGUAUCUCCUUUGGUCUGGUCAUCUCAUCUGCCAUCGAUGAUGAACAGAACGCCAACCAGGCUGCCCUGGGUAUCUUCUACCCCAACCUCAUCGUCAGUGGUAUAAUCUGGCCUGUGGAGUGCAUCCCCUAUCCACUACGUUACAUCAGUCUGGCCCUGCCCCAGACCUACGCUUCUGAAGCCCUACGAUGCAUCAUGUACAGAGGCUGGGGUCUCUCCAGGAUGAUGGUUGUGGCGAGGCUUCGCUGUCACCUCGGGCUGGAACACUUUCUUCCUCAUCCUGGCCACCGUCAUCCUCAAGCUGAGGACCUGAGACGUCUACCAGGGGGGGCUUCCUAG